Habropoda laboriosa is the source of this 3334-nucleotide messenger RNA. RefSeq names its product transcription initiation factor TFIID subunit 3-like (gene Taf3). Gene Ontology annotation, molecular function: protein heterodimerization activity. Gene Ontology annotation, cellular component: transcription factor TFIID complex. Lineage: Eukaryota; Metazoa; Arthropoda; Insecta; Hymenoptera; Apidae. The record is from RefSeq and is a predicted model, not a curated record.
GUGUAGUAGAAAUGUAUGCAUUUUAGAUUAAUAAACAGAAGAAUUAAAAAACUCUUGUACAAUUUCUUUUACAUUGGUAAAAAUGUCAACAGAAUAUAGUAGAAGUGUUUUAAGAAUGGUGGUUGCUCAAAUUUGCCAAACAAUUGGAUGGCAUUCAAUUAAUUCGACACCGUUAGAGUUUAUGGUUGAUCUUAUGCAAGAAUAUAUUUUGCAAAUUUCAAAACUUACUCAUCAAUAUGCAGAAAUUCUGGGAAGGACAGAAGCAAAUCUUGAUGAUUUAGGUUUAGCAUUCCAGCAUAUGAAUAUUGAUAUACAGGAAUUAACAGCAUAUAUUAAAAAUGUUGACUCUGUUCCAUGUCCUAUAGCAGUACCUAAAUUUCCAGUUCGACAUGAGAAUCACUUAAACUUUUUAAAACCUGGAAGUCGAGAAGUUGUAACAAGGCCAGUACAUGUACAUGAACAUUUACCAGCUAUGUACCCUGAUACUGAAGAAGAGUAUGUAGCAGAGAAAGCAGAGAAUGUAAUAAAUAGAACACCAGAUUUAACAUUGAGUAAUGGAACAUCAACGAAUAGUUCUAUCAAUGUAUCUCCUCACAGAAUAUCACCACAAGUCGUUUUCAAGAGACCAGGAGAUCCUGUCUCAUUUGAAAGUCCUAUAGUAAAGCGUGUGAAAGUAUUAGAAGAGGGUAGACCAUUACGUGAAAUUCAUAGUGUAAUGAUGACUACUUCAGGUUUUUUAUCACCUGCUCGAGAAGGAAAAUUACCCGAAGCAAGAACACCGCAUCAAACCUGUUCAGAUUCACCACAACCUAGCUCCUACCCAAUGGUACCCCCUGAAUUAAAGUAUGAUAAGAAACCAAAAAAGAUUAUAAAAAAAGGUCUGGAGGAUUGUAAACUUGAUAAAGAAAACAAGAAAAAAAAUCGCGCUAAAGAAUUAUUUAAACCGGAUAAGAUAGAUAAUAAAAUUAAAAAAUUGGCUAGUAUGAAAGAAUUAGCUAAAUUGAAACCCCUAAAGUCAGUAGGUGGAAAGUUACAAAGUACUAUGCCAAGUUCAUCAAGCAGACCAUCUACUCCUAAAUUAAUGUCUCCUAAGACAGCUGGUAGCCCAAAAUUGCAGAAAAAUACACAGCCAAAGACAAAAACAGAAAAAGUAAUCGACCUUACUGCUGGAUCUCCUCCACCCAAUGAAAAGAAAGAAGAUAAUAUUGAUAAACUUCCAUCAGAACCAGACAAACAAAAAUUGAAUAUUUUUAAAAAGAUUUCAAAACCGCGGGAGGAUAAAGACAAAGACAUAUCAGAACAACAUAAAUACAAAGAACUUGAUUCAAGAGAAAGUUCUCCAGGAUUGGUGAUUGAUGAAAAUAUAGAUAAGCAGGCAUUUCGUAAUGACAAUGAUGUAAAACGAGAUGAAAAGAAGACUCCACAUACGCCAGAUGUUCAUCUUCAACCAGAUGGAGGAGAAUUAACUGAUCUACAAAGUCCAGGAUCAGAUGUUUAUAUGUUUGAUGAUAUGUCACCGCCAGGGACUCCGAGUACACCGAGAACUCCAGAAUUAAACAUGCCAACAACGCCUACGGAUCAUAAAAAAAAGAGGAAAGAGAAGAUUAAUAAAAAGAAGGAAUUAAAAUCAAGAAGCCCCAAACAUUGCGUCAGUCCAAAGAAGACAAAGCUUACCAACGAUGCGCCAGAACCGGAUAUACUAGAUCGACCAAAAACACCACAGGCACCCGAACCUCAGAUUUCCAAAGAACCAAGUUUUCCACCAACGAUACCAUUUCCUUUCUUUUCAACGUUUCCUCCAGCACCUGGUUUAAUACCUCAUCCUAUGUUUCCUAGGUUUCCACUACCUUUGGGAAGAGGUAGUACUGGCCCUCAUCCAGCAAUGCCAAAUUUGCCAUUGCCACCUCGCUUCUUAAAUUUACCACCAAAAGCUGAAGACUUUUGUACUUUACCAAAAAAUAAAUCUCUUGAACGUGAAAAACUUCCUCCAGCACAUUCAUCCACUGAAAUAACACCUUCAAUGACAAAACACGAAAAAGUGGAAAAAGAAAAGGGAGAUAAACCAAAGGUGGUUAAACAGGACAAAGAGAUACCUCCGCCAGUUCCUGCAAGUAUUAUUGCACCACCUUUAUCAUCUGCACUUGUAACACCAAUUACGUAUCCUACACCAGUACCUAUUGUACCAUUAUUACCUUCAAAAACUCCCAAAGUUGAAAAACAGGAUAAAAAUGAUAAGAAAUCAAAGGAACAUAAGAGGGAAAAGAAAGAUAAAUUAAAAAAGAAAAAAGAUAAAAAAGAAAAACAUAAAGAAAAAGGAGAAAAAAUAAAGGAUAAAAAGGAUAAAAUAGAUAAAAAAGAAAAGAUUGAUAAAACUAAAGAAAAGAAAGAAAAGAAAGAUAAACGAAAAGAAAAAGAGGUACAAAAGUCAUUAUUUAGUGUACUUUUCUUGUCAUUUUUGCGAAACAGAAUUUAAAGUAAAGAAAUUAAUAUCUUAAUAUCAUUUUUAUAGAAAGAAGAUAAAGUUUCGGAAGCUGUACCAAAGAUAACAUUAAAAUUAGGAACAGCUUCUCCAAGACCCCCAACGCCAGAUGCUACUCCAAUGAAGAAAAUAACUAUAAAGACAUUGCUGAAGAAGCCUGAGGAUGAGACGAAACGAGAACCAAGUCCAGAGUUGGCGAAGAUAUCAGCGUUAGUAACGCGACCGCCAAAGCAAAAGUCGGCAAGUAAGAAAACAGAGGAGGGAACGUUAGAUGGAAGCCCUGCUCUUCCUACAGAUACUUUCUCUGCCAAUCUUACUAGUGUGCCACUCGCGACAGUUCCUCGAGCAAAGAAAUCUCUCUUCAAAGCCUUACCUCAAAGAGAGACUCCUUCGUCUCAAUUUGAUCCUGUUCCUAAGCUCCCAACUCCUCUGACGCAACAACAACCACCGUAUUAUUUUGAUCAAGGUGGCCAUCAAGUUUGGAUAUGUCCUGCAUGUGGUAAUCAGGAUGAUGGAUCACCCAUGGUGGGUUGCGAUGAUUGCGACGCGUGGUAUCACUGGGUAUGUGUUGGUAUGCAAGUACCACCAGCUGACAACGAGGAUUGGUAUUGCCGCCUUUGUAUAGCGAAGAAACAAGAACUUCAUCAUGAUAAAAAGAAGAAAAAAAGGAAGAAAAAAGUCAAAGUUGCUGCCUAGUACAAGCUACCCGGGUCUUGUGUAAGAUCCGGCAUAACAAUUCAAACUGCUACCAAAGUUAAAAAAGACAGCAAGCUCAGUGUGAAGAGUAUAAAAAACAAGAAAUUGUCAAAAACUGAAAUGAAGUUACAAAUGAAAUCGUUAAAAGAAAAAUCUGUA